AUGCCCAGUGGCUUUACUGCGGGGUCUCCUGUAGCUGCCACAGUGGGACUGGUGACAGGGCAAACAUUCAAAAAGCUUCUUCUGCUCUUUGACAGAGUGUUGGUGGAAAAGAACGCAGCUGAGACUGUAACCAAAUGCAGCAUUAUGUGUCCAGAAAGAUCUCAAGGAAAAGUAUUGCAAGCAACAGUAGUAGCUGUGGGAUCAGGCUCUAAAGGAAAGGGUGGAGAGGUUCAAGCAGGUCGUGUGAACAUUGGAGAUAAAGUUCUUCUCCCAGAAGAUGGGGGCACCACUGUAGUUCUAGACCACAAGGGUUACUUCUUAUUUACAGCUUGUGACAUUCUUGGAAAGUAUGUAGACUGA
Messenger RNA from Jaculus jaculus (lesser Egyptian jerboa), 360 nucleotides. RefSeq names its product 10 kDa heat shock protein, mitochondrial-like. Lineage: Eukaryota; Metazoa; Chordata; Mammalia; Rodentia; Dipodidae. The transcript has a single exon. Gene Ontology annotation, cellular component: mitochondrial matrix. Gene Ontology annotation, molecular function: metal ion binding; ATP binding; protein-folding chaperone binding. The coding region runs from base 1 to 360 and encodes 119 amino acids. The record is from RefSeq and is a predicted model, not a curated record.